AUGACGGACAUCGUAUGUCGUAGUGCGAAUACAUUUCAAGUGAUUUCAAGUUGGGCUCGUUCGGAGCAAUCCCGGGCAGCUCCCGAGAAAACAAAACAAACAAUACUUAAGUAAACAUUAUGGGGUCAAUUCUUUGUAAUUGACCUGGGCUGAACUAAUGUACUUUUGGAAUUUAAAGUGGAAUAGGUAUAUAUUUAAUAUUUGACGGAAACACAAGAAAGAGAAUUCUGGUGCAGUUUAGUGCAGUAAUAAAAAAGCAGAUAUAAAUGGUAUGGGCCAUUUAUUGAAUGUGAUAUAAGUGCGCUUUCUUUUUAACCUCCAUAAAAUGUCUUGGCUCUUUGGCAAAAAGAAGCACAAGGAUUCACCUCCUGAAAGGGAUGAGCAAGAGGAACGACCUUCCACAGAUCUAGGAGAUGAAUUCAUAGUAAUUGAAAGAAGGAGGCCCUCCUUACCACCUAAUGUUGGUGACCACAAUACUCUUUAUCCUAAUAGAUUAUAUCCAUUUAUUGAUGGAACAGCAAUGAACCCUACAAUAUCAGAUGGUAAUUUACCAAAAUUGACUCAACAACUUGAUGCUCCACAUUAUCUAAGUGAUGUACCAUUUAAAUUAUGUAAACAGUUGCAAAGAAACAUGAAUAGUGAUUUGGAGAUAGACAGUCUACGAAUUAGCGAAAUAAUGUCUUUCAUUGAAAGAUUAGAGAAUCAGAAUUACAAUUAUGAUUUCUCUCUUGAAACUGGAGUUAUUACAGAAAUGGAUAGCAGAACUACCGACUGACUUGAAACUUUUUUGAAUCUUAUUUUUACAUACGUAAUAAGAAUGUAAAUUCUACAAAUCAAAUUUAUAGCCUAUAAGAGUUUGCACUGACCUGGGUUGGAUUAAUUAUGAUUCCAUGAUUCCUCUCCUAUUGGUAGAAUAUGUCAAUAGUAGAGCAUUAAUCCAACUUAAGUAUAAACUCGCUCGGUUGAAAAUGCUACACAUAUCUUAUAUACACAUAUAAUAAAAUUCAUUUUAAAAAAGCAAAUAUCGUGUAGAAUAAUAAUGCUAUAGUAUAGUGAUGCGCAACCUGCGGCCUACUUGUGGUCCUCUGAUUCACAGCCAAAAAUAUAAAACCAUAUUUUCUAUUUUAUGCAAACGAAGUUUGCAUAAAACAUGUGAAAAUGUUCCUUCGAAGAUAGCCCUUAAAAAAAGGUUGUAUCACUGUUAUAGAAAACGUAGCAGUUAAAUUUGAUCUUUCUAUUUUACAC
Atta colombica is the source of this 1245-nucleotide messenger RNA. RefSeq lists its product as uncharacterized. The transcript is spliced from 2 exons. The record is from RefSeq and is a predicted model, not a curated record. Lineage: Eukaryota; Metazoa; Arthropoda; Insecta; Hymenoptera; Formicidae. Bases 326 to 775 code for a protein of 149 amino acids.